AUGCUGCGCCCUCCAUGCUGCGCCCUCCAUGCUGCGCCCUCCACUGCGCAGCAGACCCAGGAAGAUCAGGACAAGGACUUGCACUUCCAUGAGUCUCCAGAAGUACGAGUAGAAAUCGAUCUCAGGACACCGAGCGAACAACAGCAAGAUCGGCUACCAGGAGAUGAUGAGGAACCUAUGGCCGUUCCGUCUCCAUCCCCGUUGCAGCGUGGGAAAUCCGGCAUCUUGUCAACCCCAGAAAAAGAAGGUCGCUUUCCUGAGACCCAGAAGGUUUCGAGUCCAGUUGUUCCCAAGCGUUUGGAGGAACACUUUGAGGAAAACAAGGUUUCAAAGACUUUGCCACCUUUUCCUGUGGCCCUGCCUAAGCCUGCACCACAGCAGGACCGGAUGAAGGCUGGCCACUCAGAAAGCGCAGAGUGGGAGACUGAAGAAACCACUCUUGACAUGAGCUUCGACAUGGACCUACCACUGGAAGUUGGCGGUGCCGAUGUUGUCCCUGGCGACGAAGAUGGUGGUUUGCCACCUUCGGCACAGGAGACAAUGAAGUUGUUGAAGCGGCUGGGGUACCCGGAAGUCCAGGACACCACCAAACCCUCAGCCCUGCUUACGAAAGUCAGCACAGCCUUGACGAAGCGCAUGGGGAAGUUGGAAGAAGUGAAAAAACUCUUUGCGGCGGGAGGUGACUCAGCCCUUGUCCGCAAGAUGUGCGACAAGCUGGAGGAAGUGUAUGCCAAGCUGGAUUCGCAGAGUGAGGCUCUUUCGGCUGAAGCCAACGCUGGCAUUCUGGAAGGCUUCACCCAAGAGAAGGAGACCGCCUUGAAAGAUAUGGUGGACAGUGCCCGAAGCGCGCUAGGCCCUCAUAUGUCCACUGCACUGCUUACAGGUAAAAAGCUUUGCCCUCAGUUGCUUUUGAGGUUGCUGGAAGCUUUCAAUUUGGAGUCAAGAGCCAGGAGCAUCGCGCCCAAAGCGGUGAGCGCCAAGCGCCCGCCGCCUUCGAAGAGUUCCAAGGCGAAGGCAGCCCCGAAAGUGCCAGUUCCCAAGCCUGCUGAGGACACGCCCAGCAAGACACCAAAGAGAGCAUCAGCAGGUGGCAGCGUCUUUUGUGAGCCAGUCUUUCGUUAUCCAUCUUUGCCAGGUGAGGAAACUUCUCGACAAAAAAUGUUAGAAGUCUUGGCGGAUGAGAUUGGUGACGGUGUCUGGCGCUUGGCCCUGGUUGCCCCAGCUUGCCGAGUUGGAACUAUGGCCAGAGCAGCAGUGGCCGACGGUGCGCCCAACGUAGGCAGCCUGUAUGCAGCCACCAAAGUGCAUCCAAGUCAUGGAGAGCGAGAUGCUCAUCGACUUCUCAACAAGUACUGGCUAUCUUUAAGGGUACCCAUCAGUGAACUGACCAUACCAUUGGAUGAUGGCCAAACGGUGUCCAUCCCACACUACAAGGUUACUGACAUGGCUGGACAUCUGUUGACGAAGCAUCCAGAAAUUUUGUUGGGUGGGGAUACGCUUGAAUCUGGCGAAUCCCGGUGCAAGUCGUUUUGGGAGAAGUUCCGCGACCACCAACCAGACCACAAAGUGUUUCAACAGUUUGUUGACUUCCGUCGGGUGGUGCCAAUUUGCAUCCAUGGUGACAAAGGCCGUACUCUCAAAAAAUCCCCCAUAGCAUGCUACUCAUGGGAGUCUGUGUGGGGCCUACCUGCUGGGCUUAGGGACACGGCAACAGAACCUGUCCUCAACCGGCGAAACCAGCAGAAAUAUGACACAGGCCACUUGGGGGUCACGUGCUUAGAGCGGUCAACAUCGUCGAAUGGUGGAGGAACGUAUGACGAUGCUGACGAUGCCUGCACCAUCAAGCGGCGGCGCCUGGGCCAGUGCGGACACUCUUUCUUGAACCGGUACCUCUUCACCUGCGUUCCAUAUGCUGUCUACAGCUUGGACAGUUACACCGUACUUAGAACAGUCCUCAAGGAGUUGGGGUCGCAACUGAAGAGUUUGUUUUUGGACGGUGUGGAAGUGAAUUCUACCACGUACCACUUUGCCCUCAUAGGUGUGAAGGGGGAUGCAGAAUUCCAUGUGGAAGCUGGAGAAUUUUGCCGUUCAUACAUGACGGUUGGAACAGCCAACAAUUUACAAAUGUGCCAUGAAUGUGAAGCUGACGACAACUUUGGCGAUGUCUCUGACAACCCCAGCUGGUUGAACACAGUUGCUUAA
This is a messenger RNA of Cladocopium goreaui, 2202 nucleotides long. NCBI's taxonomy places the organism in Eukaryota, Dinophyceae, Suessiales, Symbiodiniaceae. The record is from the annotation of a GenBank genome assembly.